AUGUCUCCUCGCAAGCAGACGAGCCAGCCAAUCGAGGACACUAUUCCAGGGAAGUUUGGUCCCCACCCGCCGUCCAUGAUCAUGGAGGAUGACCUUAUAGGCGUCCACUUCCUUUGCGGCGAACAGUCACCAGAGGAUCCUAUGGAAGGGUACUGUUGUGCCUACGAGGUCAUGUUCUCCAACUGCGGGCUUUACUUGCCGCUGCCGGAGCUUCUAGUAAACGCAAUGUAUGUCUUGGGCGUAUCACUUCCGCAGUUAUGCCCGAACUUCAUCCGUACCAUCCUAUGCCUUCAGACUUUAGCGGAAGAGCACGUGUACCUCCUGACUUUCCAAGACGUCCUCCAUUUGUACACCAUUAAAGGAGGGAGAACUAAAGGGACCUUCUACCUCAGUCCACUGGCCGGGUUCCGGGUUCUAGACGACUUACCCGAGAAGGAUGAUAACUGGCGGAGUGGUUACUUCUACUUCCCUGUUGACAGCUUCACAUUCGGAGAACUGGCGGACUUAUUUAUUCCAAAGUGGUCCCUGAAAAUUGCUAACCUAGAGCGAGGCUCCCUAUCCUGCACCUUUGCUGACUGCUUUCUAAGCUUCUGCGGUGGUCAGACUGCUUGGGACUCCUUCCCCUCCCACAGAAUUCAGGAGUCCGGAGCCCGCAAUCCCACCAGCUCUCUCGUCACCAGCUCUCCGCAGCCCGUACGCCCCCGAAACAUGAACUAUCGAGAGGAAAGAGCCUACAAGAAGCAGGCGGAGAUCCGAGAGAGGGAGCUGAAGAAACAGAUGGCUGCUGCUCUUGCUGAGGGAAAGUCUAAGACUCUUGCGAAGGAGGAGAGCCCCUGCUCAACUGCUCCACCUGAACCUCGGGGUCACCUAUUGGUGGCUGCGCUUGAUUCUACGUCUGCUUCGGGGGAUGCCAUCUCCGAGCCCCCCACUCAUGCAAGCACCCAAGAGGGAAAAGAAGCGAGCGAGGCUUCCAAGAAAAGGAAGGCCCCGGACUCAACUCCGGUAUCUCAGGAGACUUCUUGCCCCCGCACGAGUGAUUCGGCGAAGCGACCUGAAACUAGCUCGGCCGCGAAACGAGCUGAAGCCAGUUCGAAGGGGACUACUCCCCUUCCCCCCGCUGCUGGCCAGAAAGGCGAACCUCGGCGCGAGUUACCAGACAUGAUGCGUAGUUUCAGCCGACCUGGAGCUCGGGUGCCCUUCUUCCAGGACAUGGUCAAAGUCAACUGGGAGAAUUACUUCCAUUUUGCGGAGAAGGUUAGGGAGACCCUGAUUGAGUUCAACAGUGCGGUCGCGAGCUACGAGCACCAGUUGCUUUCCAACCCUGAUGCCAGGGAUGUCAAGAAACUUCGUUCCCCUAUUUCUGAACUAGAGAAGCGGGUUAAACGCCUCACUGCUGCCGAAGCGGCGAACCACCUUGAGGUUGAAAGAGCUAAGAAGUCCAACUCCCGCCUGAAGCUAGUGGAGUCCGAGCAAUGA
Molecule: messenger RNA, 1476 nt
Organism: Capsella rubella
Lineage: Eukaryota; Viridiplantae; Streptophyta; Magnoliopsida; Brassicales; Brassicaceae
Product: meiosis-specific protein ASY2-like
Exons: 4
Coding region: 1-1476 (491 amino acids)
Source: RefSeq, a predicted model, not a curated record